Solanum verrucosum is the source of this 1234-nucleotide messenger RNA. Its product is annotated as nudix hydrolase 2-like. The record is from RefSeq and is a predicted model, not a curated record. Lineage: Eukaryota; Viridiplantae; Streptophyta; Magnoliopsida; Solanales; Solanaceae. The coding region runs from base 268 to 1158 and encodes 296 amino acids. Gene Ontology annotation, molecular function: NADH pyrophosphatase activity; ADP-ribose diphosphatase activity; NAD binding. The transcript has 9 exons.
AAUGGUAACCAAAUGAUGCAACCAACUAAUUAAUUGGCUUAUUUGUUGGGAACAUGUUAGUGGAAUGCUCAUCAUUCAUUUACGCAUACGGCGCACACUACUUUCUUCGUUGCUACAGUACGCUCCACCCCCGCCAAUUUAUAUUCAGUAUUCAAUUCAUUCCAAUUUCACUUGCAGAGUUCUCGUUCUCAGCUGAAAAUUCCAUUUUCAAAGCGUCCAAGUAGAAAAUUCUACUGCACAAAUUUGGACUAAGUUGAGAUCCUAUAUAUGGAGAAACUAGUAUUUCAAAAUGGUGUCAAGAAGGAUCAGUUGCUUUCUGCAGUAAAUGAUUAUCAUGGUGGAGUUAUAGUGGAAUUGAAGGAGCCUAUGGACCCCAAUGUCUUUCAAAACAUGCUUAAAGCUUCAUUAUCCAAGUGGAGGUUGCAGGGGAAGAAGGGUGUCUGGAUUAAACUACCAAUUGAACUCGUAAAUUUGGUUGAAACUGCAGUUAAGGAAGGGUUUUGGUACCACCACGCGGAACCACAUUACCUAAUGCUAGUGUAUUGGAUUCCUGAAACUGAGAAUACCAUCCCAGCAAAUGCCUCACACCGAGUGGGUAUUGGCGCUAUAGUCUUGAAUGACAAAAGAGAGUUGCUUGUUGUCCAAGAAAAUAGCGGCAGAUUAAAGGGAACUGCUGUAUGGAAGAUCCCUACUGGCAUUGUCGAAGAGGGCGAGGAUAUAUUUGAAGGUGCAAUAAGGGAAGUAAAAGAAGAAACAGGAAUUGACACUGAAUUUAUGGAAGUACUUGCAUUCAGGCAAACACACAAGGCGUUGUUUGGCAAGUCAAACUUAUUCUUCAUUUGCAUGAUGCGCCCUUUAUCAUUUGACAUUCAAAAGCAAGAUUUAGAAAUUGAGGCAGCCCAGUGGAUGCCAAUUGAAGAGUAUGCAGCUCUACCUUUUGUUCAGAAACAUGGCCUUUUCAAGUACAUCAAAGAUUUAUGCUUGGUUAAGGCCGAAAGGAAUUACCCGGGGUUUACUCCUGUGCCUAUAACAUCAUUUUUCGAUGCUAGCACGAGUUUCCUGUAUUGCAACAAGGAUGGUCUGGACCAAGAAAGCUCUGCAAGUUCAUCUCUCAAGGAAGAUUUGGAGAUCGAAACUUGUAAGACUAUUUUGAUCUAAUUUAUAAGUUAGUAUUUUCUCUAGUAAUUGUUUCUAUCCUCUACGAUGAAAUUAUGUGUAUUUUCAAUUUUUGUUU